Drosophila navojoa is the source of this 598-nucleotide messenger RNA. It is a transcript of the gene TM4SF, whose product is annotated as Transmembrane 4 superfamily. Gene Ontology annotation, cellular component: plasma membrane. Lineage: Eukaryota; Metazoa; Arthropoda; Insecta; Diptera; Drosophilidae. The record is from RefSeq and is a predicted model, not a curated record.
UGUUGCGGUGUCGAUGGCCCGCUCGACUAUCGACGUCUGUCCCUCCCAUGGUCCUGCUGCUCCCGUCCCGAACACGCUUACGAAUCGGCAUGUGAUACCCACUACAAGCGCGGCUGUCUGGCCGUUGUCUCGGAGCAAAUCAAGAGUCGUCUGCUGAUAACCGCAUUUGGCGCCGCAAUUAUAGCCAUACUCCAGAGCUUGGGCAUCUUUUGCGCCGUGCAUCUGACCAUAUUGUUUGGCAAGAACGACAACACCCAUCCCAUGAAUAUGAAUCGAAAAAAGAAGCAGCAACAGUUCUUACCAUUGACCAUACAGGACAAGCGGCACGAUCUACCAUCCCCGAUCAAUUUGUCGCCCUCGGCUCCCGGGCAGCGGGUUUUAAAAACAGCUCUGCCUCCGGCCAUGCACAAAUGACAGACGAUUAGCUUUUAAUGACUACAAACAAAAUUUAUGAAAACUCAAAAAGUUAUAAAAAUGUUGUAACCUGAGAUGGAAUGAAUAUAACUGUGACCCUCAAUGUUACGUUAUGGUAAUUUUAAAAAUUUUACCGUUCGACAAAAAAACCAAAAACUAAAACAAAAAACCAAAAAGAAACAAC